AUGUCACUAAAUUUUCGUCGAGAUUCACCGGUAUCAUCACCAUACGGAUAUACAGUCAAAUUGGCACCACAGUCACAGCCAGCAGCUGAUGAGUUGGUUGAUCUGAAACUAAUUGAUAAUAAAACUAGACCAAUUGCCUGGUUUGUUAGUCACUGUACUACAUUUAGUAUACGAGAAAAAUACGUGAAACAACUUCAGGUAAGAAUUGGACAAACAGUUGCAUAA
This is a messenger RNA of Enterobius vermicularis (human pinworm), 225 nucleotides long. Lineage: Eukaryota; Metazoa; Nematoda; Chromadorea; Rhabditida; Oxyuridae. The record is from the annotation of a GenBank genome assembly.